Linum trigynum is the source of this 3986-nucleotide messenger RNA. NCBI's taxonomy places the organism in Eukaryota, Viridiplantae, Streptophyta, Magnoliopsida, Malpighiales, Linaceae. The record is from the annotation of a GenBank genome assembly.
UAUAUUUUAUCUUCAUUAUUCUCUCUCUUCCAUAAUUUUCUUCUUUUUCUUUUCUCUUGUACCACCCACUAGGCCAUAAUGAGUGGUGGGAAGGGGCCCAAAAAAUUUGUAUUUAUCAUUGUGGGGCCACAAGAAAUAGCAACAAAUGUUUGACUUAGUGGUAAUACCACAGUUUAGAAUUUGAAAGUCUUAGAUUCGAAUCCCAACACUUAAUCAAACAUAAUGUAAAACAUAUAUCACUUUUAUCCAAAAAAGAAAAGUAGAAAGAACAACCGAAUAUGUUAUGAAAAAAAAAAGAUAAAAAGAAAAACAGGAAGAGAGAUUGAGUAUUUGGCAACGAGAAGAUAAAAAGUGAGAAAGUGAAUGGAAAGAAGACAACCAAAUGCUUCACCUAUCACAUGUGGAUGUCUCACCAUGGUGAUGGGAAAUUGCACAAAAAAUAUGUAAAUCUUACUUUGGUGGUCACAACAAAAAAUGACAAAAAAUCUAAAAAAUAGACAAAACAAGUGAGUAUGUUAUAAAAUAAAAUAAAAAGUGGAAAAAAUGAGUGAGUAUUUGGCCUCGAAAAGAUAAAAAGUGAGAAAGUCAACGGAAAGAAGACGUCAAACGCGUCACUUAUCACAUGAGAAUGUCUAACCAUUUUUUAUGGUUCUAUCUUAUUUUGAUUGUAUUUUUUAGAAUAUUAAUGCAACUAAUAUUUUUAUUAGCCAUCAGAUGAGAAAAUUCAUUAGUGACACAACUCAUUAUGAAUAAAGUUGAAAGAACUAUUUAUGACACAACUAAUUCUAUCAAACAUGUGAUCAAUUUAUGGCCAUCUGACCAAUUAUUAGGUUUUAUUCUUAAUGCUGUCAUAUUUAAUUGUUGAAAAAAGGGUCAAAACUGAAAACAAAUAACAAUAAAAUGUCCAGGAUUUACACCUAGCUGACGGUAGAGGCUGGUCUGUGAUCUCAGAUCAACAAAAGGUUAGUUUAUAUGCUUCCUAUAAUAAGUUGAGAUAUAUAGGAUGUUAGAGGGAUGUUCUAAAACCCAAUGUUGAUGUAUUGCAUGGUUUAGUAGACGCCAUUCAUGAGCUUCUGCCCGAGGCAGAACAUAGAAAGUGCUCAAGGCAUGUGUAUGCAAAUUGGAAAGUGAGAAACAAGACCGACCGUGUUCGAAAACUAUUUUGGAAUGCAGUUUACUCAUGUAACGAGGUGGACUGGAAGAAGGCGACUUCUGAGCUGCAAGAAAUUGAAGGUGAGGAACAUGGUGGCACACCCUAUACUGAGUUCAUGAAUGCAGAACCUAGGUCAUUCUGUCGAGCAUACUUGUCUCCUCUUCCCAAGUGCGAUUCGGUUGAGUCAAAUAUAUGUGAAACAUGGAAUGGUGUGAUAGUUAAGUAUAGAUGUAUGAGAAUCAUAGACAUGUUAGAGGGAAUUAGGGGCUAUGUAAUGGUUAGGGUUGUCGUGAAAUACAAGAUGCUACUAGAUUCAACUGAUGUCUUAUGUCCUAGGAUUAGGAAGAGGGUAGAGAAAGAGAAAGCUUUGGCUAGGUUGUGCACGGCGAGACAGAAUUUGAAUGAUAAAUGUGAGGUAAAGAUGGGGGGUGCAGGGUAUAUUGUUGACUUAGAGGACAAGUCUUGCACAUGUGGGUGGUGGACACUUAGCGACAUUCCAUACUGCCAUGCUGUGUCUGCCAUUUCUCAUUUGAGGAAGGAAGUAGACAGUUAUGUUCAUCCAACCUACCUUGUACGCAAUGCUAAAUACGCGUACAAGUAUGGCAUACCUUGUCUCGACGGGAGACAAGCUUGGCCUGAUGCCGUAGGAUAUCCAGUGCACCCACCUAAGCAGAGAAGUAUGCCUGGUAGACCGAAGAAGAAUCGCAGAAAGUCUGCUCAUGAAGUCGAGGUUAGGCCUCAAAGAAAUGGAGUAGGAGAGGAAGUGGUUAGAAGGGGGUCAGUGAUUCAUUGCAAGAAGUGUGGAGGUGAAGGCCAUAAUGCGAGAACGUGUACAGCUCCUACUGCUGCCCCUACUGCUGCUGCUGCUAACAAUAAUGGAGGUGGAGGUAGAGGAAAGAGACCAAGAACAGCCGCACCAAAUCUUGGAAAUACAGAACCUACAGCUCGGAAAACUAGAGUCGGACAUUGCUCCAAGUGUGGUUCUACUACUCACAAUGCCAGAACGUGUCCUCUAAAUCGAGGAGUUGGUAUUCAAGCUGUUCAGAUCAAUGUUGGUGACCGGAGGACUAUUGAACGUGAGAUGCGGGCUGCCACUAGAGGAGUUGGAGUUUAUGUAUCUGAGGAAACAGGGAACCAAUACGCCAUACUGAAUGGCUCGAGGGGACGUGCUGUUGGAGGCACUCAGCACGAUGAGGUCCAGCUGCGUGGAAGCCAACCACCACCAACACAACCUUAGACGUGGGAUGGCCUUGUAUGUUAGGGCCAGGUAGUCAUUUUGCUAUAUCAAUUAGGGGUGGAGUAUACAUUUUGAGAAGUUCUGCCAUGUAAUGGCCUUAUAUGUUAGGGCCGGGUAGUCAUUUUGAGAAGCUCCCUCAUGUAAUGGCCUUGUAUGUUAGGGCCAAGUAUGUUCUUUUAGGUCGGAUUGUGAACACUUCGGAUUAUGUUCUUUUAGGUCGGAUUGUGAACACUUCGGAUUAUGGUUACUAUGUUCUAUAAUGGGGGUAUGUAAUUGGAACACUGUCAGUUCGGAAUGAAGAUUGUGUCUUACCAAACAACAUUGUUCAUAGAUUCUACUUACCAAUAGGUUCUUACACAUACGAAACAACCUUGUCAAAUUACAAAACAUUCUACAUCAGAAAGUGGUGCCAUAGAAGAACAACCAUUAUCAAAUUGAGUACGACAAUAACAGUGAACUGAUAUCGAAUUACAUGAAUAUCAUGAUUAACCCUCCUUCCUUCAGCAACCAUAAUCUCAUGUGCUUUCAUCCAUCUAGAUAACUCAUCGGACAUAAUUUUCUUCUCUUUCUUCCUCCUCUCAGCCUUACACUGUGCUAUACGCAAACUGUCUUCGAGCUUCAGAAUCGAACAACUACUUUCAGAGUUUGCUUGCUUAUCUUCAUCCACAUUCAAUCGCACCCACCUAAAAAAGCGACAAUUCUUCGUCUCGUCCUGCACCAUAACAACAAUCAACUUGCGACUCUAGCUCAAAGACGAGUACCACAAAAAUGCAUAAAUCAUGUCUACGCCACCUUACCUUCCAAAAAGGACACCCAUAGAACUCCCUGCCUGGGUUCAACUCUGUGCCGGAUGUCUUGACCACACAAGGCUUAUUGCACCAACAGAGUACCACGCCUAGUUUCUGAUUGCUAGUCGAACUUGAGGAAGCUGUUCGCCUGGACAUGCCUGCAGCUCGCUUGAAGUGCUGGACAGGAGAAAUCGCGGAAGGAGAGGGUUGCGUCGUCGUUGCGAGUCGGAAUCAGAAUCGAUCGGAAUCGGAAUCGCGGAAGGGAUUGAGGAUUCGAUCAGAAGGGAGUAGAGGAUUCGUGGAGAGUGGAAUUUGGGGGAAGAACCCUAAUUCCGAAAUCGGAAUCGAUUAGAAGAGAGUAGAGGAUUCGGGGAGAGUGGAAAGUUGAAGUUUGGGAAAGAACCCUAACUCCCAAAUCGGAAGAGGAUUCGUGAGAGGAGAGGAACCCUAAUUUUUAGAUCGGGCAAAAGUUGGGGCUGAAGGAGUCGCUUCGAUGGAAAUGGGAAUAUAUGGUAAGAUUUUUUUUAAUAAUGUAAUAUAUGACGUGUCAAGAAUUCCUUAGUUGGCGCUGACGUGUUCGAUUUCUUCUCGCCUAAUCAGCAAACCGUCUACUUAUUUGACAGUGUUAGUAACGCCGUCAAUGUUUCUAACGGAAAAGGCUAUAUUUGUCCAACAACAUUUUCAAAAGGUGGCUAUAAGUGGUAUUUCGCCAAAUGUGGCUAUUAUUGGCACAAACGUGAAAGUUUUGGCUAUGGAACUGUAUUUUGCCUUUUUUUAAUUGAAACUUUAAAAAACGAAUGGAUUCAAA